Molecule: messenger RNA, 8559 nt
Organism: Trichomycterus rosablanca
Lineage: Eukaryota; Metazoa; Chordata; Actinopteri; Siluriformes; Trichomycteridae
Gene: dock3
Product: dedicator of cytokinesis 3
Exons: 54
Coding region: 185-6301 (2038 amino acids)
Biological process (GO): small GTPase-mediated signal transduction
Cellular component (GO): cytoplasm; plasma membrane
Molecular function (GO): small GTPase binding; guanyl-nucleotide exchange factor activity
Source: RefSeq, a predicted model, not a curated record
CGCGUGCGUGCGCACUGAUGCUCGGAAUUCCGCGCGACUGACUCACCGAGGAUAGCAGAAAGCACUUUAUAUAAUACGGUGCAUGCACAGCACGGAGCAUGCACCCGGUACACAGUCGCGGUUCGGACAUAAGCAGACGCGGUGAUUUGCACGGAUCUUGAUUAACUUUCAUGCCGAGACAAUCAUGUGGACGCCGACAGAGGACGAAAAGCUCGGAGUCGUGAUCUGCAGCUUCCGUGGCUCCGUGUCUCACGGCCUGAUUCUCGAGCUCGGAGAGACUGUUCAGAUCCUGGAAAAGUGUGAAGGAUGGUUUCGAGGAUUCUCCACGAAGAAACCUGAUAUCAAGGGCAUUUUCCCGGCCAGCUUUGUGUACCUGCAGAAGGCCGUCGUCACCAACAGAGGGCAGUACGAGACGGUGGUGCCCUUCGAGGACCCCAUUGUGACUGAGGUCACCUCCACUUUGCAGGAAUGGGCCGUGUACUGGAAGCAGCUCUAUGUGAAGCAUAAAGUGGACCUCUUCUAUAAGCUGCGUCACGUGAUGAACGAGCUGAUCGACCUGAGGCGGCAAAUGCUAUCCGGUCAUCUGACCCAGGAUCAGAUUAGUGAGAUCAAACGCCACAUCACGAUCCGCCUGGACUGGGGAAAUGAACACUUAGGGCUCGAUCUGGUACCAAGGAAGGACUUUGAAAUGGUGGAUGCAGACCAGAUUAGCGUCACUGAUCUCUACAAAAUGCAUCUGUCCAGCCGACACAGCGUCCAGCAGAGCACGUCACAGGGGGACGGUGCUCGACAGCGGCACGGGGAUACGUGCCGGAUUCCUGUACCUCAUCACCUGUUUGUAAAUCUGAAGAGCUUCACUUACAACACGAUCGGCGAGGAUACGGACAUCUUCUUCUCCCUCUAUGAUCUCCGAGAGGGAAAGUACAUAAGCGAGAAGUUCAUGGUGAGGCUCAACAAAAACGGAGGCCCAAAGAACCCGGAAAAGAUCGACCGUCUCUGUGCUCUGUUCACGGACCUGAGUAAUAAGGACAUGAAGCGAGACCUGUACAUCGUAGCUCAGGUCAUCAGGACGGGUCGAAUGCUGCUGAACGACUCUAAAAAAGGCCCCCCUCACGUGCACUACAGACGCCCGUACGGCUGUGCAGUUCUGGCCAUGAGCGACGUUCUGCACACCAUUUCUGAGCUGAAGGAGGAGAAGGACUUCGUACUUAAAGUCUACACAUGUAACAACGAGAACGAGUGGUACCAGAUCCACGAGAACAUCAUCCGCAAGUCCAGCACCAAAUACACCGCGCCCAGCACCAACUACGGUCUGAUCAUCUCUCUACAGCUGCUCCGAGGAGAGACGGAUCAGAUCCGCAGGGAAAAUCCCAUGAUCUUUAACCGGGGCGUCGCCGUCACUCGCAAACUGGGUUUUCCUGAUGUUAUUAUGCCAGGUGAUAUACGUAAUGAUUUGUAUCUCACUUUGGAGAGGGGCGACUUCGAGAGAGGAGGGAAGAGCGUCCAGAAGAACAUCGAGGUCACAGUGUAUGUGCUGUACGCUGAUGGAGAGAUUCUCAAAGACUGCAUUAACCUCGGCUCAGGAGAGCCGAACAUCAGCGAGCACCGAUCUCUGGUUCUCUACCACAACAACAGCCCUCGCUGGAGUGAAGUCGUCAAGCUGCCCAUCCCUAUCGACAGAUUCCGGGGAUCGCAUCUGCGCUUCGAGUUCAGACACUGCUCAACUAAAGAUAAGGGUGAGAAGAAGCUCUUUGGCUUCGCCUUCACACCUCUAAUGAGGGAGGACGGUACGACGUUAUCCGACGAGAGUCACGAGCUCUAUGUGUACAAGUGUGAUGAAAACACGACGUUCAGUAACCACGCACUGUACUUGGGUCUGCCCUGCUGUAAAGACGAUUUUAACGGCUGCCCCAACAUCCCCUCCAGCCUCAUCUUUCAGCGCAGCAUCAAGGAAACCCUGUGGAUCUCCACACAGCUGUCCUCCACCAAACUCACACAGAACGUGGACUUGCUGGCUCUGCUGAAGUGGAAAGCUCAUCCCGACCGGGUGAUGGACAUCAUGAGUCGACUGCGACAUGUCAGUGGAGAGGAAAUAGUCAAAUUCCUUCAGGACAUCCUGGACACGCUGUUCUCCAUUUUGGAUGACAACACGGACAAAUUUGGCCCUCUGGUGUUUCAGUCUUUGAUAUUUAUUAUCAAUCUUCUCCGGGACAGCAAAUACUACCACUUCCGCCCAGUGAUGGACACCUACAUCCAGAAACACUUUGCUGGAGCGCUGGCCUAUAAGGAGCUCAUCCGCUGUCUGAAAUGGUACAUGGACCGCUCAGCAGAGGUGGUCCGGCAAGACCACAUCCAGGAAGCGAUGAGGGCGCUGGAGUACCUGUUUAAAUUCAUCGUACAGUCGCGGAUCUUGUACUCUCGGGCCACCUGCGGGAUGGAGGAGGAACAGUUUCGGACCAGCAUCCAGGAGCUCUUCCAGUCCAUCCGCUUCGUCCUGAGCUUGGACAGCCGUAGCUCAGAGACUCUAAUCUUCACCCAGGCGGCCCUGCUUAAUUCCUUUCCGGCCAUCUUUGAUGAGCUCCUGCAGAUGUUUACAGUGCAGGAGGUGGCUGAGUUUGUAAGGGGGACCUUGGGGAGCAUGCCCAGUACGGUCCACAUUGGCCAGUCGAUGGACGUUGUAAAGCUGCAGUCCAUUGCUCGAACUGUAGACAGCAGGUUGUUCUCAUUUCCAGAGUCUCGGAGGAUUCUGUUGCCUGUGGUCCUGCACCACAUCCAUCUUCAUCUGCGGCAGCAGAAAGAGCUGCUCAUCUGCUCGGGCAUCCUGAGCAGCAUCUUCUCCAUCAUCAAAGCCAGUUCACUGGAGACCUCGGUGCAGGAGGAGGUGGAGAUGGUGGUGGAGAGCCUGCUGGACGUUCUUCUGCAGACUCUGCUCACCAUCAUGAGCAAGUCUCAGGCUCAGGAGGCGGUAAGAGGCCAGCGCUGCCCACAGUGCACGGCUGAGAUCACUGGUGAAUACGUGUCCUGUCUUCUCUCCCUCCUCCGCCAAAUGACAGACAUUCACUUCCAGCACCUCCUCGAUAACUUCCAGAGCAAAGAGGAGUUAAAGGAGUUCCUGCUGAAGAUUUUCUGCGUCUUUCGGAACUUGAUGAAGCUCAGCAUUUUUCCCAGAGACUGGAAUGUGAUGCGUCUGCUGACCAGCAACAUCAUCGUGACAACAGUUCAGUAUCUGGCUCCUGCUCUGCACAAGAACUUCACAGACGCCGACUUCGAUUUCAAGAUAUGGAACUCGUACUUCAGUCUGACAGUGCUGUACAUCAACCAGCCCAGUCUACAACUCGAGACUUUAUCUCCAGCCAAGAGGAAGAAGAUCCUGGACAAGUAUGGUGACAUGAGAGUCAUGAUGGCGUAUGAGCUAUUUAGCAUGUGGCAAAACCUGGGUGAAAAUAAGAUUCACUUCAUCCCGGGGAUGAUCGGGCCCUUUCUGGGUGUGACGCUGGUGCCUCAGAGCGAGGUCAGAAAUAUCAUGAUCCCCAUCUUCCAUGACAUGAUGGACUGGGAACAGCGCAAGAACGGCAACUUCAAACAGGUGGAGGCAGAGCUGAUUGAUAAGUUAGACAGUUUGGUAUCUGAGGGGAGAGGAGACGAGAACUACAGGGAGCUUUUCGGUUUGCUUACCCAGCUUUUCGGACCCUAUCCCAGUCUUUUAGAGAAGAUCGAGCAGGAGACGUGGCGUGAGACCGGCAUCUCUUUUGUCACCUCGGUCACUCGCCUCAUGGAGAGGCUGCUGGACUACAGGGACUGUAUGAAGGGAGACGAGACAGAGAACAAAAAAAUCGGCUGUACCGUCAACCUGCUGAACUUCUAUAAGUCUGAGAUCAAUAAGGAGGAGAUGUACAUCCGCUACAUCCACAAGCUGUGCGACAUGCACCUGCAGGCCGAGAACUACACAGAGGCUUCGUUCACAUUGCUGCUUUACUGGGAGCUGCUGCAGUGGGAGGAUCGACCCCUCCGAGAGUUCCUGCACUACCCUGCUCAGAGCGAGUGGCAUCGCAAAGAGGACCUCUGCCGGAAAGUCAUCCACUACUUCAACAAGGGCAAGUGCUGGGAGUACGGGAUUCCGUUCUGUCGAGAGCUGGCAUUACAGUACGAAUCCUUAUACGACUACCAAAGCUUGAGCUGGAUACGGAAAAUGGAAGCGGCGUAUUACGACAACAUCAUGGAGCAGCAGAGACUGGAACCCGAGUUCUUCAGGGUGGGCUUUUACGGCCGCAAAUUUCCCUUUUUCCUCAGGAAUAAGGAGUUUGUGUGUCGGGGACACGACUACGAACGGCUCGAAGCGUUCCAGCAGAGGAUGCUGGGAGAAUUCCCACAGGCCAUUGCCAUGCAGCACCCCAAUCAGCCAGAUGAGGCCAUUCUGCAGUGUGAUGCCCAGUACCUUCAGAUCUACGCCGUUUCUCCAGUUUCAGAGAACGUGGACGUGCUUCAGAUGGACCGCGUGCCGGACCGCAUCAAAAGCUUCUACCGAGUGAACAACGUGCGGCGCUUCCGCUACGACCGGCCCUUCCACAAAGGCCCCAAAGACAAGGAGAACGAGUUUAAGAGUCUGUGGAUCGAGAGGACCACGCUGAUCCUGACACACUCACUGCCCGGCAUCUCUCGCUGGUUUGAGGUGGAGAAAAGAGAGCUGGUUGAGGUGAGCCCACUGGAGAACGCCAUCUCGGUGGUGGAGAACAAGAACCAGGAGCUGCGGACCCUGAUCAGUCAGUACCAGCACAAGCAGCUCCACGGCAACAUCAACCUGCUCAGCAUGUGUCUGAACGGCGUGAUCGACGCCGCCGUCAACGGAGGGAUCGCCCGUUACCAGGAGGUGUUCUUCGAUAAGGAGUACAUCACCUCUCAUCCGGAGGACACAGAGAAGAUCGCUCAGCUGAAAGAUCUCAUGCAGGAACAGGUUCAUGUUCUCGGGGUCGGUCUGGCGGUCCAUGACAAACUGGUGCACCCAGAGAUGCGUCCUCUUCACAAGAAGCUGAUCGAUCAGUUCCAGAUGAUGAGGAGCAGCUUGUGCCUCGGUCUGCCAGGCUUGGACAGACUAAGUGCGGUCUGCUCUGGAUCCAGCAACCCGCGGGCCGUCCUCACUUCCCAUAAUCCCAUGAGCCCGGACAGCAUCAAACUCAUGCACAGACACAGUGAGACUGGGAACCUUCUCAUCCUUACUGAUGGAGUGCUGAUGGAGCAUUCUGAGGAACUCUACCGCAUGCAGCCCAGCCCUUCGACGUCCAGCCUGAGCUCCACACACUCCGCCCCGCCUCAGAUGAUCAAUUCAGGGAGCAUCCGAGUCAGUUCUCCAUCACUGCCUGAUAAAUACCGGCACAACCGGGAGAUGCUGAUGCUGCUGCCAGCCCAUCGAGAUCGGCCCAGCAGUGCCAUGUACCCCAACCUCAAUGAGAAUGGACAGCCCACCAAUCUGCAGAGAGCUCUGUUCCAUCAGGUGAUUGGUCCAUGCAAACCAUGCAGUGACCCCAACCUGUCGGUGGCUGAGAAAGUGCUGACCGCUCCGAGCAGUUGGAGUCUGGACAGCGGCACCAGAGACGCCCUUCCUUUCCUGUCUGCUCACGUGGGAGGUGUGAUGGCUCCGCCGGUGCCUCCUCGCAACUUCCCUCAUGGCCACUUCUCCAUGCACUUUGAUGCUUUCCAGCACCAGAUCGGUGAGCUUCCUCCAGCUCUUCCUGCACGCUCCUUACGAAAGUCACCUCUCCACCCUAUACCUGCGUCGCCUACGAGUCCUCAGUCGGUUCUCGAUGGCAGUAACUCCACGCUGUCGGGCAGUGCCAGCAGCGGCGUCUCAUCCCUGAGCGAGAGCAACUUCGGUCCGUCCUCGUCAGACGCUCCAGUGCUGGACACGACAUCCGGGUGCCACGCGUGGACGGCGGACGCCGAUGAAGCAGACCCUUCCAGCGUCCCGGUGCGCUACAGCAUCUCUGAACCCGACGUCCUGGACAGCCUGAAGUCCGCUCCCUGCCGCAGCUUCUCCGCACCAGUGGGCGUGAUGCCGAUACUGCCUCAGGAAGGACACCACCACAUCCACGCCGUCCACGCCGGGUACAUGGGGCAUUACCACCUGCAUCAGCAUGACCCCUCUUCUGUUCUCCCCCCUAAACCGUUCCUGAGGGAGGGGUGCAUCCCUGAGGAGGACUUGAGGCCUGUGCCGAGGCCGCUGCCACGCAAGAUCUCCCAGCCGCUGCUCAGCAAGGACCAGGAGCAGGCCAAAGUGGCAUGGGAGCAUGGCAUCAGUGAGCAGUAGAGACGGCGUGGGCAGAUCUUUGUGAAUUGAGUGAGUGAAGCGAGGUUUGAGUUUUGGUCUUGAGUCUGAUUGGUGGUUUGGUUGCAUUACCUCCAGAAUGAUUUUCUGUAAAUCAGUGCUUGCCAUUUUCAGGGUUUCUGUCUUGGGAUGUUUUGGGAUGGAAAUUGAAUUACAAGCGACUGGAUUUUGCUGGAAUCGAUCCAAAAGAUCUUUUACUGGCCACUGUGGGAACAUCAUUAAUUCUGGUUCAUCACCCAUGGAUGAGCACAGCACAGUUUUUUAACAGGCUGUGAGCCAAAAGUCCUAUUCGGAUGGGUUAUGUUUAACGUCAGGAGGUUGGAUUAUAUAUGGGAAUUUACGUCAUUAGGGCAUCUUUGACCAUACCACAGUAAAAGGAUCUAUAGACAGGGCACCAGCACACACAUUGUUACUACAGCACUAUUGUUACUGCACUGGGCUUUUUUUAUCACCAUCCACAUUUUGACACCCAUUAUGGCACCUCUGAAUGUCAAAAUAAUCCCAGUAUGAAAUGCCGUUUUGGUAAAUAAUCUGUUACAUCCCGUUGGAUUUAAAUUCUCCAUAACAUUGGAGCCAAAGUGUCCAAGUUAAAAAGCAGAAUCACUCACUCACUUUUUUUACCUGCUUAUCCAAUCAUGGUCGCGCGGGGGGGAUCCUAUCCCAGCUUUUCAAUGGGCGCAAGGCACACAGUAACACCCUGGACAGAGUGCCAGUCCAUUGCAGGGCAGACACAUACACACACCCAUUCACCUAUAGGGCAAUCCAGUGUCUCCAAUUAACCUGACUGCAUGUUUUUGGACUGUGGGAGGAAACCGGAGCUCCCGGAGGAAACCCACACAGACACGGAGAGAACAUGCAAACUCCGCACAGAAAGGACCCGGACCGCCCCGCCUAUGGAUUGAACCCAGGACCUUCUUGCUGUGAGGCGACAGUGCUACCCACCGAGCCACCGUGCCGCCCUAAAAAGCAGAAUCAUAAGCCGAAAAAAAUUGGUAAUAAAUGGUAAAUAAUAAAUAAAUAAAUAAAUAAAUAAAGGACAGUUGUAGCCUAGCGGUUAGGGUACUGGACUAGUAAGGUCACUGGUUCAAGGCCCUUAACCCUCAAUUGCUUAGACAAUAAAAAAAAUGAAAGCGUCUGCUAAAUACCGAAAAUGUAAAUGGUAACGUGUACGUAAACGCCCCCUGGUGGAGGCUUUAUGUUACGUCUUGUAUAGAGAGAGUAAGAUGCAUUGCUUGUGUUGCCUGGGUCGUGUAAAAAAUCAUGGACAAAAUGUGGGUCGCUGAGAUAGAUGACAGUAAGUUACUUAAGAUAAAUUAUACUAUAGCUAUAAGCUGUAUAUAUGUAAUGGACAUGUAGUUUAUUUAAUAUCAGGCCCAACUUGCACAAACACCAGUGCUAACAAAGCUAAAAACAAUCCGAGACAAGACAAAUAAAGUUACUUUCUUCUAGUUUUUAUGGCCCAGACUGACAGCCUUUAUUUUGGCUUUGUAUAAAUAUAUAUUGUCUUUUUGGUGUCAUAUACGUUUAAGUGUACAUUCAAUUCAAUGAAGGUUAUUUUUUCCUCUGCUCCUAUAUACACUAUAUGGACAGUUAGAAGGGGUAUUGGGACGUCCCUUCUAAUUACUGAAUCCAUGUGUUUCAGCCACAACAAUUGCUAACAGGUGUAAUAAAUCAGCGAUAUUCAGGGAAUGAUAAGCUUCCAAGUUUGCAGCAACAGUUUAGGGAAGGCCCUUUCCUGUUCCAGUAUGACUGCACCCCUGUUUCAUGAAUAAAAGCUCGAUUUAAAGAAACUCCAGUGUCCUGCACAGGGUUCAACAGCUCUGGAAUGAACAGGAGCCAUCAGCCAUACACAUGUUGUCAUUCUUUGACUGAAUGGGCACAAAUUCCCACAGGCAUACUUAAAAGUCUCGUGAGAAGGUGCUGUUAUAGCUGAAAUGAUCACAUAGAGGUCGCUCUAUUUUAAUACCAUUGCUGUUGAAAUUGGAUGUCCGACAAGCUCAUGGUCAGGUGUCCACGUACUUUUGGCCAUAUGGUGUAUAGGGCUCACCACAGUGGUAUUACGUUUUAAUGUCAUAGUACUUCUUUUACAGUUAAAUACGAGUCCUAAUUGUUGUAAAAUGAUGUAUUUUUUUAUUUAAAUAGUAUGAAUUAAUGCAAAUAGUUUGGCAUGUUCAAUAUACGCAAAAACAACCACUUCUUCUGGAUCAACGCACUUUAGCACUUAGUUCUGAAGCACCAAA